AUGAAUUUGCCUGCCCUGUGCGCCUAUGUCGUCAAAUGUUUUCCGUCGCCCAACCUUUUGCGUGGUGGGGUGUCGCAUUGGCCUCCGUACUUCUGUCUCGAGCGAGCGACAAGUCGAGGAAUCAUGCUCGGCGUGAGCGCACGACAUGCUGCGAGGCCACCGCGAGCGUCAUCAUCCCGCUUGCGAGCCGUCUGUGGCGUUGCCAGCUCGGCAGGUCCACUCUCGUCUACGACGGCUCUUUGCAGUCAACGAGGCCUGUCGUGCAGCUCUGCACAUGCUCGACCAGCUCCGAGCUCGGUAUGGCGCUCUAGUACGCAAUCUCGACUGAAGGGGCCGUCACCAUCAGCUCGCACGCUACACACGACAAGCAGAUGCGACGCCCUGAGCAAGUUCACCAUGCCGGCUAUGUCGCCCACUAUGACGGAAGGCGGCAUCGCCUCCUGGAAGAAGAAGGAAGGCGAAUCGUUUGCGCCUGGCGACGUUCUGCUAGAGAUUGAGACUGACAAGGCUACCAUGGAUGUCGAGGCACAGGACGAAGGCGUCGUAGCCAAGAUUGUCGUCGGAGACGGUUCAAAGGCUGUCCAAGUAGGCAAGGUGAUCGCAGUCAUGGCAGAGGACGCCGACGAUAUCGAGCAAGACAAAGUCGACAAGCUCGCGUCUGAAGCCGAGAGCGAAGAACCGAAGAAAGAAGAGCCCAAGCAAGAGAGCAAAGAGGAUGAAGCCCCAAAGAAGGAAGAGGCGCCUGCCGAGCAAAAGGAGAAGCCAAAGGAUGACGCGGAGCCGGACACAAAGUCGAGCAAGAAGCAGGACAAGUCGACAGAGACAAAGCAAAAGGAGCCCUCUGUGCCGCGUUCGUCGAUCUAUGCCACCCCUGCCGCCAAACGACUCGCACUUGACAAGGGCGUACCGCUCAGCAAAGUCAAAGGUACCGGGCCGAAUUCGAUCAUCGUCGUGAGCGAUGUCGAGGGCUACAAGUCUGACGGGCCCGUCGCUUCAUCUGGUCCCUCGCCAGCAGUACCGACACAACAGAUUGGUGCCAAAGCAGACGCAGGUGCCUUGCCAGCUUACACCGAUACACCCGUAUCUGGCAUGCGCAGAACGAUUGCGAACCGCCUGACAGAGUCAAAGCGAGAUACGCCGCAUUAUUAUCUCACCGCAGAGAUCAACGCAGAUCGCUUGCUCAAGCUGCGCGAAGUCUUCAACAAGGCCUCGCAAUCUGCUAGCGAGAAGAGCCCCUCUGACGGCGUCAAAGCCGGCACGAAGCUAUCUGUCAACGAUUUCGUCCUCAAGGCGGCUUCGAUUGCGCUCCAAGACGUUCCGGAGGCCAAUGCAGGCUGGCAUGGCGACUUCGUGCGACAGUAUCACAAGGCUGACAUUUCCAUGGCUGUCGCAACACCGACGGGACUCAUCACCCCCAUUGUAAAAGACGUGGGCAGCAAAGGAUUAGCAAGUAUCUCAGCAGAAGCAAAAGCACUUGCAGCCCGGGCGAGAGAUGGCAAGCUCCAGUCUCAUGAAUACCAAGGCGGAUCCUUUACAGUCUCAAAUUUGGGCAUGCUCGGCAUCUCUCACUUCACAGCCAUCAUCAACCCGCCACAGUCGUGCAUCCUUGCCAUCGGCGCGACCGAGCAGAAGCUUGUCCUUGAUCCCUCGAGCGAAAAAGGCUUCAAGGCGAUAAACGUGAUCAAGGUCACGUUGAGCUGUGAUCAUCGUGUCGUAGACGGUGCCGUUGGUGCCCGAUGGAUGAAAGCUUUCUCGACUGCGCUCGAGAACCCGCUAACGUUCAUGCUGUAAACCCUUCUUGUAUCGACAAUGUGAUU
This is a messenger RNA of Mixia osmundae IAM 14324, 1817 nucleotides long. RefSeq lists its product as uncharacterized. Bases 1 to 1791 code for a protein of 596 amino acids. The record is from RefSeq and is a predicted model, not a curated record. Lineage: Eukaryota; Fungi; Basidiomycota; Mixiomycetes; Mixiales; Mixiaceae. Gene Ontology annotation, cellular component: pyruvate dehydrogenase complex. The transcript is spliced from 4 exons. Gene Ontology annotation, biological process: pyruvate decarboxylation to acetyl-CoA. Gene Ontology annotation, molecular function: dihydrolipoyllysine-residue acetyltransferase activity.